Erinaceus europaeus (western European hedgehog) is the source of this 4134-nucleotide messenger RNA. It is a transcript of the gene ZNF189, whose product is annotated as zinc finger protein 189. The coding region runs from base 1223 to 2818 and encodes 531 amino acids. Gene Ontology annotation, molecular function: RNA polymerase II cis-regulatory region sequence-specific DNA binding; DNA-binding transcription factor activity. NCBI's taxonomy places the organism in Eukaryota, Metazoa, Chordata, Mammalia, Eulipotyphla, Erinaceidae. The transcript has 4 exons. The record is from RefSeq and is a predicted model, not a curated record. Gene Ontology annotation, biological process: regulation of transcription by RNA polymerase II.
UGUAGCUAGGGGGUGUCCCAGGCGGCUUCUGGGUGACGCCUCCUGGUCCGGGGGGCGGGCGGUGGGAGCCCCGCUCGGCUGAAAGGAAGGGCUGGGGGCCGCGCGAGGGAGGGGCGCCCGGGAGCCGCCGGGGUGGUGACCGCCGGGGGACCGGGUGGGACCCCGCCUGGAGGCCCUGCCCUCGCGGCGCCUGUUUCCCCGCGGGCCUGCAGGCCUCCCCGGCUUCCUGCUCGGCCGCGCAGCCCCGGACGUGGCCUCCCCGAGCCCCGCGCUGGAGCCCAAGGAGUGGGAUUACCUGGACCCCACUCAGAGAAGCCUGUACCAAGACGUGGUGAUGGACAACUAUGGGAAUCUGCUCUCCCUGGGAUUUGAUAGAGAUGGAGAUAGGCAUGAGAGCAGAUGUUAACCAUGAACCCUUUUUGAGACAUCUCAGUGCCCAGAGUAUGUAUAGAAAAUGUAAACGUGAGUGACAGUAAUAGUCAACAGUUGACAAAGGAAUAGAAAUAAGUGAGGGAAAACAUAUUAGAAAAGAGCAAACGGAGUGAAAUAGAAGUAGGUAAUGGCAUAGGAAGCAUAAGUAAAAUAGUGCCAUGAAAUGUGUUAAGAUGCAGCUUAGUAAAAUAAAGACUGAAACACAGCCAGUGUAUUUGCUAUUCAAAAGUGAUUGGUGGUUUCAUGUUUUUCUAUAGAUGCUGGCACUGGAAGCAAUAUUUCAUGCUAGGUGGUUAAAUAGAAAGGGGUUUCUACAGUGGAAGACAUGGUCACAAAAUAGAGAGCAUAGUAUUGUUGUUUUUUCUAAAGCUUCACUUUGAUCAAGAGAAAACAUUUCAGUUCCAAGAUAGAUUUUGUUACAUUUGUAUAUUGGUGGAAGUUUUUAUACAGACUGAAGAGUUUUUAAAAAUCACAGUAAUUGAAUAAGUGCUGGAAACAGGUGAGAUCAAGAGGUUCUAGAUGAUUAGCCCUGUGUGAAAUGUGCCUUUAUGUAUGUCUUUACAGAUGUUAUUGGUAGCAGACAAAAAGUUGGGGAAAUUUUUCACCCAUUUGCAUUGUGUGAAAGAAAACAAAAGCUACUAAAAGUGAAUUUUAUAGUGAAUAUUAUGUUUUGAACAGUGAUAAGGAUGAGGAACCAAUCAUAAAACAAGAAAUUGAAGAAAUUGAGGAGGAAGUGGAACCACAGAAUGUAAUACUUACAAAAAUUAAAAGUGAGAUUGACCAGGACCCCAUGGAUAGUGGAACCUUUGAACUUGUUGGUAGGUUAGAUAAACAAAGAGGAAUCUUCUUAUGGGAAAUACCAAGGGAGUCAUUAUCUCAGGAACAGAGAAUGUUCAGAGGAAAUAAUAAUAUUAACCAAAAGAGAACAAACUCAGAAGAGAAGUGUCACAAAUGUGAAGAAUGUGGAAAGGGUUUUGUCCGCAAAGCCCAUUUCAUUCAACACCAAAGGGUUCAUACUGGUGAGAAGCCUUUUCAGUGCAAUGAAUGUGGGAAAACUUUUAGCCGAAGUUCAUUUGUUAUCGAACAUCAAAGAAUUCACACUGGGGAAAGACCCUAUGAGUGUAAUUACUGUGGAAAAACCUUUAGUGUGAGCUCAACCCUUAUUAGACAUCAGAGAAUCCACACUGGAGAGAGGCCCUAUCAGUGUAAUCAGUGCAAACAAAGCUUUAGCCAGAGAAGGAGCCUUGUUAAACAUCAAAGGAUUCACACAGGUGAGAAACCCCAUAAAUGUAGUGACUGUGGAAAAGCUUUUAGUUGGAAGUCACACCUUAUUGAACAUCAGAGAACUCACACGGGUGAGAAACCUUACCACUGUACCAAGUGUAAGAAAAGUUUUAGUCGAAAUUCAUUACUUGUUGAACAUCAAAGAAUUCACACUGGGGAAAGACCUCAUAAAUGUGGUGAAUGUGGGAAAGCCUUUAGAUUAAGUACAUACCUUAUACAACACCAAAAAAUUCACACUGGUGAGAAACCUUUUCUUUGUAUUGAAUGUGGUAAAAGCUUCAGCCGGAGUUCAUUCCUUAUUGAACACCAAAGGAUUCACACAGGUGAAAGACCAUAUCAGUGUAAAGAGUGUGGAAAAAGUUUCAGUCAACUUUGCAAUCUUACUCGUCAUCAGAGAAUUCACACAGGAGACAAACCCCAUAAAUGUGGGGAAUGUGGAAAAGCCUUUAGUAGAAGCUCAGGUCUUAUUCAGCAUCAGAGAAUUCACACCAGAGAGAAAGCAUAUUCAUACAAUGAAACUAAGGAAAGUUUUGAUCCAAAUUCCAGUCUUGUUAUACAACAGGAAGUCUACCCUAGGGAAAAAUCUUAUAAAUGUGAUGAUUGUGGGAAAACUUUUAGUGUCAGUGCUCAUCUUGUACAGCAUCAAAGAAUUCACACUGGUGAAAAGCCCUACCUAUGUACUGUAUGUGGGAAAAGCUUCAGUAGAAGCUCAUUUCUUAUUGAACAUCAGAGAAUCCACACUGGUGAGAGGCCCUAUCUUUGUAGACAAUGUGGCAAAAGUUUUAGUCAACUUUGCAAUCUUAUUCGACAUCAGGGUGUUCACACAGGUAAUAAACCACAUAAAUGUGAUGAAUGUGGGAAGGCCUUUAGCCGGAACUCAGGCCUGAUUCAGCAUCAAAGAAUACACACAGGAGAGAAACCUUACAAGUGUGAGAAAUGUGACAAAAGUUUUAGUCAACAACGCAGCCUUGUUAACCAUCAGAAGAUUCAUGCAGAGGUAAAAAUCCAGGAAACCCAUGAAUGUGAUGCGUGUGGUGAGGCGUUCAAUUGCCGUACCUCUCUUAUUCAACAUCAGAAAUUACAUACUGCAUGGUUGCAAUAAAAGUAGAGAAAUAUUUAAAUUAUUUGACUUGAGAUUACCUACCCAAGUGCUGUUUCAGUAUGGCUCAACAUGAGUCAAGUUUAAAUAAAUUCUCCUUAACCUCAGGCAAGUGGCAUCUAUAAGGAUUCCACUGUAAAUAGUGGAUAAUUGAAGUUGAAGAUUUACAUUACCCUUUGUGUUGAUGAUCAUAAAGACAAUUAAUUUCUUUAAGCAUCUUUAACAAAUCAACAGAGGUUAAACCCAGGAUCUGAGCACUUUGUUACAAUUAAAGGGAGUACAAAAUUACAGUGGUGCAAGGAAGGUUGAAACAGUUAAUAGAAAACUGGAACUAGUGCAAAGCCCAAGGACUGGCAUAAGGAUCCCGGUUCAAGCCCCCGGUUCCCUACCUGCAGGGGAGUUGCUUCACAGGCGGUGAAGCAGGUCUGCAGGUGUCUUUCCCUCUGUCUGUCUUCCCUUCCUCUCUCCAUUUCUCUCUGUCCUAUCCAACAAUGACGACAACAAUAACUACAACAAUAAAAACAAGGGCAACAAAAGGAAAUAAAUAAAUAAAUAAAUAAAAUAUUUAAAAAAAAAAGAAAACUGGAACUAAUGAGCACUCUACCACCAUCUUAUCUGGUGGCUCUUUCAGUCCCAUGGUUAUUGGCUAUUCAUGCCAAAGUCCAGUAGUUUAAGUAUAUGAUUAAGUUUUCAAGGAAACAAAGCCCAGCUUUUGUCUUUCAAAAAAAUCCAAAGUUGGUUUCAUUCUCUCUCCCUCUCUCUUUCUCUCUCUACUAAAGAAAGACAGCUUUUUGUUAGAUGAUUUGUGAGAGGCAAUUCCAAUGCCUUGUAGUUCCCAAGUCUGUUAACUUAGUACACUACUAAUUUUACAUAUAAAAAUUGUGUGAUUAAAACUGGCAAAGGUGUUACCAAGGAACCUUUGGGGAGUGCCUUUUUCUCAAGAUGGACCCAAAAAAAAGGUGGAGGAAGACAGCUCUUCUUUUUGUGCCCUCUUAUCAGUGAAAUAUAGUCCUAAAAACUAACCUUAUUCUUCCUCUACCAAUAGCAUGUGAAAAUGUACAUGUUUUGAUUAUGAAGAAUUGGAAACUUAAUCUCAGGAACCUGAGAUAUUUUGGUAUUGCUUUGGUUUAUUUGGUAACUAGAUUUUGCAUGCAAUUUUGAAGUCCUCAUUUCUGGUUCUAGGACUUCCCUUAGUUAAUGUCUGUUAUCACAACCUAUUCAUCUUUUAAUCAUUAAACAUGUUUGUUUUGUGUAAGGCUUCUUUAUUAUUUUAAUGUGAAAUUUAUCAUAACCAAAUAUAUUACUGCAUUUUGAAAUUA